Messenger RNA from Venustampulla echinocandica, 870 nucleotides. RefSeq lists its product as uncharacterized. Gene Ontology annotation, biological process: Golgi vesicle transport; retrograde transport, endosome to Golgi; lysosomal transport. The transcript has a single exon. The coding region runs from base 1 to 870 and encodes 289 amino acids. Gene Ontology annotation, cellular component: EARP complex; membrane; GARP complex. The record is from RefSeq and is a predicted model, not a curated record. Lineage: Eukaryota; Fungi; Ascomycota; Leotiomycetes; Helotiales; Pleuroascaceae.
AUGUCAACCAUAGCCAGUCCCCGCGAGGCCUCCGUCAAUGGCCGACGUGUCCCUCUCAUCUCAACACCCACCUCCUCCUCGCGGCCGAGUCUAGAUGGCAUCCGUUCCUCAGACGCAUCACCCAACCGUGCUGCCUCCGCACAACCAAAACGCGCGAACCGGACGGCUCUCAGAGAAUACUACAACCUGAAAAAAGACUCCGCCUUACCCUCUCCCACCAACGCCAACGAGGUGCUCUCCUCAUCGUCCUCAAUCCAUGACUCUUACCCGAGCGAUAUUCCCUCCUCCGAGCUCGACAGCCCAUCCUUCGAUAGCCAAUUAUACAUCAAACAUGUCCUAGAAACACAAAGCCUCUCCGAGUUAUUAGGCACGUAUAAUGGUAUCCUAACGGAUAUCCGGGCUCUAGAUGCGGAGAAGAAAGCCCUGGUCUAUGAUAAUUAUAGUAAGCUUAUCAAGGCGACGGAAACUAUUCGGAAGAUGAGGGACAAUAUGCAGGAGAAGGGCACUGGGGCCGGGAUGCUGGAUUUGGCGAUUGAAGGUAUUUAUGAGCGGGCUGAGGGGAUUAGGGGGCAUUUGAGAGACUCGCUAGAAAAGGGGGCCGGGGAAGAGGAACAGAGGAGGAGGGAUGUGGUGAGGCGUGUUUUGGAUAUACCUGAAAAGGUUAGAUUGUUAGUUGAUGAUGGGAAGACGGAGGAGGCCGUAAGGGUGUGGGAGCCUACGUUAAAGGUGUUAGAGAGGUGGAAGGAAAGGGGUGUAGGUGGGACAGAUGUACAAGAUUGUAUCGAUGACGGAGAAGCUGCUUUGCGGGGCGAGCCAGCGAGAGAGAAGAGUUGGAUCAACAUAAAGAGUCAGCAAGAAUUAAAACCAUGA